UUCCAUUUCGAACUAGCUCCGAACCGCGGCGCACGCGGUUUUUGUAUUUAUAAACAACUGAAAUCAUGCUGGCGAGUAUCAGCGAAAAGAGCUACGCGGCGGAGGCACGCUACACGAACUUCUACGCCGGCGGCGACAUCGCCUGGAGCGCGGAUGGCCAUUAUCUGUACUGCCUGAAUGGAGCGGCUGUAAACCAGGUGGAUGUGAAGAGCUCCCAAAUCCUGUUGAGCUUCGGAGUGGCGGCCUCAUCGGGGGAGAACAAGAGGUCGGCAGAUGUGGAUAACAUCGACGUGGAGGAUGACACCGUCACCUGCUUCGGCCUGUCUCAGGAGCACCUGGUCACUGCCCACCGGAGUGGCCUGCUCCGGCUGUGGCAGCUGGCCACCGCCAAGCUGGUGAAGCUGUGGAAGGCCCAGCACAAGGGACCCGUUAUUCGGGUGGAGUUCAGUCCCUGCGGCAGGCUAAUCUGCACCAGCGGCGGAGCGGACGCCACACUAAGGCUGUGGGACUACUCUAACAACAGCUGCCUGGGUGCCCUCAAGGGUUUCCCGGGUCCCGCUUGGCUCCUUGUCUUCCAUCCCAAUGUGCUGCGCAAGGAGAUCUACGCUGGGGGUUCGGAUAGCACGGUCUAUGCCUGGAACUACGAGACCAAGACCCUGCUGCACAAGAUGCGGGGUCAUCUCUCGCAGAUCACGGGCCUGAGUUUCAAGAGCAGCUCGGCCGACUGCAAUGAGAUCGUGACCGUAAGCCGGGACAAGGUCUUGAUCGUGUGGCAACUGCAGGAGCAGUUGGAGAGCAAGCAGCUGAAGGUACUCCCUAUGUACGAUGAACUGGAGGGAGUCGUGUACGUCGAAGAGGGACAUCAGAUAAUCGUAGCCAGUGGGACAGGCAAGCUGCAGCAGGUGGACACCAAGUCCUGGAAGACCAGGGAUCUUCUUUCCCAGUCCGAUUUCCAAAUCAGCAGACUGUUGCACUGCAGCGAACUUAAGCAGCUGGCGCUGGUCACUACGGAACAAAAUAUCCUGCUCUACGAUGCCGGAAGUCUGGAGCCUAUUAAGCAGCUUGUGGGCUACAACGACGAGAUUCUGGAUAUGUGCUUCAUGGGGGACAACGAUCGCUACCUGGCCGUGGCCACCAACAGCAAGCACUUCAAGCUGUACGACACGGAGCACGAUAUGAACUGCAAGCUGAUCGUGGGCCACUCGGAUACGGUCAUGUCCCUGGCCGCCUCCCAGAAUCUACUCAUUUCGGUGGGCAAGGAUUGUAGCGUCCGGUUGUGGAGGCUUCAGCACGACAAGGAUUGCUCGCUUGAGGCUCUGACGCAACAGGCCAACUGUCACACGUCCACUAUUGGAUGCGUGGCCAUGACGCACAACGGAGCCACCGGCUUUGCUUCCGUCAGCCAGGAUGGAAGCAUGAAGGUGUGGCAGCUGGCCAGGGACAAGGAGGAUCGCAACUCGUACUCUUUCAACCUGCGCUAUGCAGCGCUUUCCCACGACAAAGAGGUGAACUGCGUGGCCUAUGCCCCGAACAACAAGCUCAUUGCCACCGCAUCGCAGGACAAGACAGCAAAGGUCUGGCUGUCGGAUUCCAACUCGCUGCAGGGCGUGCUGCGGGGUCACACACGCGGAGUGUGGAGUGUGCGCUUCUCGCCGGUGGACCAGAUCGUGCUCACCUCGUCUUCGGACUGCACUCUGCGCCUUUGGUCCAUCAGCAACUUUACGUGCAUUAAACGCUUCGACCAGGAGUGUACCAUACUUAGAGCCGAGUUCCUGGAUCAUGGAAAGUUUAUCCUUUCCGCCGCUUCGGACGGCCUUCUUAAGCUGUGGAAUAUAAAGACCAACACAUGCCUGCUAUCCCUGGACGAGCACAGCGACAGGGUGUGGGCUCUGGCCGUUUCCGGCCGUAGCAAUCGGUUCUUCUACACCGGAGGGGCGGACUCCAAGCUCAUUCGUUUUGGCGACGUCACCCAGGCGACGCGCAACGAGGCGCUGGACCAGCGACAGGCCACCUUGGAGCAGGAGCAGACACUUCAAUCCCUUCUGCACGCCCACAAGCAACUUCACAAGGCUUUCGUCCUGGCUUUGAACUUAAACAAGCCAAAAACCAGCUUUGACAUUAUCAACCACUUUGUCCGGCAACGGGAUGAUCCUGGUCUCCGCCAACUGGUGGACCAGUUGAACGUGGACCAGCGCGUGGCGCUGCUGCAGCAUGUCAAGGCAUGGACCACCAACUCGCGACACUCGCAGGUGGGCAACCUGAUCCUGAAGCACUUAAUCGGCGAUGCUCUGCAGGAUCCCAAGGCAAGGUUCUACAACAAUGGCAACAUGGUCGAGGUGCUCACACCGUACGUCCAGAGGCACUUUAAGAGGGUCACCGAACUGAACAAGGAGCUGGCCUUCCUGGAGUUCAUUGUCAAAUGCAUGUAGACUAUAGCUUUUGAUCUGUUUUCUUCAGGCUUGUUGUAAUGUAACUGAGUUUAAAUAGUUUUAGGAAGUAAAAAGUACAAUAUUAUA
Molecule: messenger RNA, 2516 nt
Organism: Drosophila suzukii
Lineage: Eukaryota; Metazoa; Arthropoda; Insecta; Diptera; Drosophilidae
Product: transducin beta-like protein 3
Biological process (GO): endonucleolytic cleavage to generate mature 5'-end of SSU-rRNA from (SSU-rRNA, 5.8S rRNA, LSU-rRNA); endonucleolytic cleavage in 5'-ETS of tricistronic rRNA transcript (SSU-rRNA, 5.8S rRNA, LSU-rRNA)
Cellular component (GO): small-subunit processome; nucleolus; 90S preribosome
Molecular function (GO): protein binding; U3 snoRNA binding
Source: RefSeq, a predicted model, not a curated record